AAGCCAUUCUCUUUCAACAACAAACAGUUAUUUGAGAGCGUCUUAUUUUUCUAGGUCAUUCAACCAAGAUAAAAAAAUCAGAUCAUAAGGUGUCAUCGCUUAAAAAGGAUAUUAGUGUCACUGAAAAAGUUUGUAAUUCAUUAGAAAUGCGUCUAGUUAUUUUAGAAACUUCUGAUGCAGUAUCUGAAUGGGCUGCAAAAUAUGUAAUGAAAAGAAUUAAUGACUUCAAACCAGGACCGGAUAAGUACUUUGUUUUAGGUUUACCCACAGGGGGCACUCCAUAUGGCAUGUACCAGAAACUCAUAGAAUAUCACAAAGCUGGCAAAGUUUCAUUUAAGUAUGUGAAAACUUUCAAUAUGGACGAAUAUGUUAAUUUGCCAAGAGACCAUCCCGAGAGCUACCAUUACUAUAUGUGGAAUAACUUUUUCAAACACAUUGACAUUGAUCCCAAAAACGCCCAUAUACUGGAUGGAAAUGCAGCUGACCUUGUAGAAGAAUGCAAUAAUUUUGAACAAAAAAUUUUAGAUGCUGGAGGAGUGGAAUUGUUUAUAGGAGGUAUUGGACCUGAUGGCCAUAUAGCAUUCAACGAACCAGGUUCAUCUUUAGUAUCUAGAACAAGAGUCAAAACUUUAGCCCAAGAUACUUUAGAAGCUAAUGCUAGAUUUUUUGGAAAUGACAUAAAACAAGUUCCUAAGCAAGCCCUCACAGUAGGUGUUGGAACAGUAAUGGAUUCUAAAGAGGUGAUGAUCCUCAUAACUGGAACCCACAAAUCUUUUGCUUUAUAUAAAGCAGUUGAAGAGGGUGUGAAUCAUAUGUGGACAGUUUCAGCUUUCCAGCAACAUCCCCAUACUCUGAUGGUUUGCGAUGAAGAUGCCACUUUGGAGUUGAGAGUCAAGACUGUAAAAUAUUUCAAGGCUCUAAGUGACGUUCACCAGAAGCUCAUAAAGGAGAAUGAACCUAUUGAUAAAUACAGGACCAUUCAUUGAAACAUUCAUUUACUUCUUUUUUUAUUGAAUUUAUUCGCUUUACACAAUUUGCUGGUUGAGGACGCUUGAUAAAUCGCUGGGCGAAUUAUAAAUUUUGCCACAUAUGAGAAAUGAGUUGAAAUAUGAAUCAUUAUUUACAAGAUUUGAUACUGAUAACUAUAUUUUUUACAACAUAUGAUUAAGUUGGCUA
Molecule: messenger RNA, 1176 nt
Organism: Leptinotarsa decemlineata (Colorado potato beetle)
Lineage: Eukaryota; Metazoa; Arthropoda; Insecta; Coleoptera; Chrysomelidae
Gene: Oscillin
Product: glucosamine-6-phosphate isomerase Oscillin
Biological process (GO): N-acetylglucosamine catabolic process; N-acetylneuraminate catabolic process; carbohydrate metabolic process
Cellular component (GO): cytoplasm
Molecular function (GO): identical protein binding; glucosamine-6-phosphate deaminase activity
Source: RefSeq, a predicted model, not a curated record